AUGCCUGAGACAUAUCACGCAGACCCGGAUUAUGAAUUCAGUCGUGACUUCAAAGGUUAUGGUGAGGCUGGUCUCAACAUCAAGUGGCCUAAUGACGCCAAGAUCGCAGUUUCGUUCGUUAUCAACUACGAGGAAGGGGCGGAGCGCAACGUCCUUGAGGGAGACGGCAUGGCAGAGUUCAUCCUGAGAGAGAACCCCCUGGGAGCUGGCGCCAUCAAUGAGCGCGAUUAUAGCGCAGAGUCGGAGUACGAGUAUGGCAGCCGCUCAGGGUGGUGGCGUCUGUUCAGACUAUUCAGCAAAUACAGGAUGAAGUUCACUCUGUACGCCGUCGCCCAAGCUGUGGAAAAGCAGCCGGAAGUUGCUCAAAGGUGUGUGGAAGAAGGACACGACAUCGCGUCGCAUGCCUAUCGAUGGAUUGAUUAUCAUGACCUCUCUAUCGAGCAGGAAAAGGACUACAUCCGCAAGGGUAUCUCGUCACUGAAGUCUCUGUCCGGAUAUGCGCCCCGUGGGUGGUACUAUGGCCGCCCGAGCCCCCGCUCCCGCACCCUUGUGCCGCAGGUCUACGAAGAAAUGGGCGAGGAGCUCUUGUGGGCCUCAGACACAUACGCAGAUGAUGUCCCGUAUUGGAUUGAUCUCCCUACCGAGCGAGACUCACCGAGUCCCAAGGGCUGCCUCAUGGUGCCAUACUCUUACGAUUGCAACGACUUCAAGUUUCAUGUUCAGGGUUCUGGCUUUCGAGACCCUCAGGGGUUCUACGAUCACAUCAAGAAUGCUUUUGAUGUUCUCUACGACGAAGGAGCUGAGGGCAUGCCUAAGAUGAUGACUAUCGGGCUGCACUGUCGUAUUAUUGGAAGGCCUGGUCGUUUCAAGGCCCUUCAGGACUUCGUGGACUACAUUAGCAAGAAGGAAGGGGUGUGGGUAGCGACGAGGAGUGAGAUUGCCGAAGCAUUCAAGCAGCAAUUCCCUUACAGGAAGGGUCACCUUGCUUAA
Messenger RNA from Diaporthe amygdali, 990 nucleotides. RefSeq names its product chitin deacetylase 1. Gene Ontology annotation, biological process: carbohydrate metabolic process. Lineage: Eukaryota; Fungi; Ascomycota; Sordariomycetes; Diaporthales; Diaporthaceae. Gene Ontology annotation, molecular function: hydrolase activity, acting on carbon-nitrogen (but not peptide) bonds. Bases 1 to 990 code for a protein of 329 amino acids. The record is from RefSeq and is a predicted model, not a curated record. The transcript has 2 exons.